Messenger RNA from Pelobates fuscus (common spadefoot toad), 3407 nucleotides. RefSeq names its product SH2 domain containing adaptor protein B (gene SHB). NCBI's taxonomy places the organism in Eukaryota, Metazoa, Chordata, Amphibia, Anura, Pelobatidae. The record is from RefSeq and is a predicted model, not a curated record. The coding region runs from base 701 to 2137 and encodes 478 amino acids. The transcript is spliced from 6 exons. Gene Ontology annotation, molecular function: phosphotyrosine residue binding.
GCCAGAGGAGCUGUCAGCACUAGCUGUCCUAUACUGUGUGAUCCCAGCUUCCCCUCUCACACUGUACUCUAUAGGCAGGAGGAUUAGGAGCUGCACUCUUUAAAGCUGACUCCUGGGAGUUUCCUGGUUCACUCACUAGGAACUAGAUUAAAAAAAGAAUUAACAAGAGUUUUUUUACCCUGGAAUUCGAAUCAACAAGUGAAAGGGAUUCUGAGAGCAGAUCAGACUGUGGACUCUCUUUGGAUCUUGUACUUUAAUCCACUUACCUGCCUUGUGGAUUCUGGUUGCUACAUGAAACUUGAAAGAGACUGUUUGAAAACUGGAUGUGACAGCACAGCUUGAAUGGGAAAGAGAAAACUGGAUUUAACGUGAGAGAGAGAUCUUUAUCUACGGGUUACUCUAACUGGGAAACAGAGCUAGCACUCCACACCAUCUCUGUGCACUUUUCACUCUCACUGUCUAUUCUCCCAUUGAGGAUUCGAAUGUACCGAUACUCACGCUGAUACUCAGUGUUCUUCCCUCACUCUAUGUGAGCUGUGCCAGCCUGGUCUGGGGAUACCCAGCUCAGUGUGCCAAGGGCUGGCCCUUUUGACUUGGAAGGUUGCCCCGGCCAGGUUCCAUGUGAGCCUGGUGCCCAGUGUGGGGGCAGUGCUGCAGCAGGACUCACAGCAAGGGUGGCACCCACUUACCAAGUCUGACCAUGGCCAAAUGGCUCAAUAAGUAUUUCAGUCUGGGCAAUAAUAACAACAACAAGACCAAGAGCCCCCCACAGCCCCCUCGGCCGGACUACAAGAGGAACGGGGGCCCCGAGGGCUCCUUCCACCUGCAGCAGUUCCAUCACCACACCUCCCCGCUGCCCGGACACUGCCGGGAGGAGAGCGACCUCAUCCGCGCCUACAGGGCCCAGAAGGAGAGGGACUUCGAGGAUCCGUACACCGGGCCCGGCUCUUCCCUCCGCAAGCUGCGGGCCAUGUGCAGGGAGGAGCAGCAGGCGGAGGGCAGGAGGGCGCCGCCAGGGUGCAUCAGCAGCAGCAGCCUCUUCCAGGAGCCCUACCCUGGCUCCAGCACCAACACCACCUCCUCCUCCUCUUCCUCGUCCUCCUCCCCGCACCUGUAUCGCAGCAACAGCGAGAGGAGGCCGGCCGGCAGCAGGCGGCAGCAGCAGCAACUGGCAGGGGGGGCCGACCUCAAAUACAUCGUGUCCCCCAAGCACCGGCUCAUUAAGAUAGACAGCAGCGGCUGGGGGGACACCGGGGGGAGCACGGGCACCGUGGGGAUCACCUGGAGCCCGGCCCUGACCAAGACCGAGGAACCCAAGAAAGACAAGGUUGUAAUACCUGAUGACUAUUCAGAUCCAUUUGAUGCCAAAAGUGAGAAGAAUAAAGGUGUAGUACCCGAGAAUAACGGCUACAUGGAACCGUACGAAGCUCAGCGGCUAAUGACAGACAUUCAGAAGCAGGACAUUCAGAAGCCGUCCCAGAAGAAUAUUCAGCUAUAUGACACACCGUAUGAACCAGAAUGCAAUGGUGUUGAAGAAUCGGAUUCAGAAAGCCUGGUUGACCUACGACUGAGAGAAAGCAAGUUGCCACAGGAUGACGAUCGACCUGCUGAUGAAUAUGACCAGCCAUGGGAAUGGAACAAAGCACUGCCAGCCUUAGCAGCCCAGUUCAAUGGCAGUGAGAAGAGGCAGUCCUCUCCAUCACCGUCAUCUGAUAGACGCCGACAGUUAAGGGCUCCUGGAGGUGGUUUUAAACCUAUAAAGCAUGGUAGCCCCGAGCUCUGUGGGAUUCUGGGAGAGCGAGUGGAUCCAACUGUAGCACUGGAAAAACAAAUAUGGUAUCAUGGAGCUAUCAGCCGAACAGAUGCGGAGAACUUGCUAAGGCUCUGCAAAGAAUGCAGCUACCUUGUGAGAAACAGUCAGACCAGCAAACACGACUAUUCUCUGUCUCUAAAGAGCAGCCAAGGCUUUAUGCACAUGAAACUGUCGAAAACCAAAGAAAAGUACAUACUGGGUCAGAACAGCCCUCCUUUUGACAGCGUCCCUGAAGUCAUCCAUUUCUACACCACCAGAAAACUUCCAAUCAAGGGGGCCGAACAUUUAUCACUCCUGUACCCAGUAGCUGUGCGGACCCUGUAAAGUGCCAAAAGACUUGUUUGCCCCCUUCCUAUGGAUAGGGGUCUGUGAAGAAUCAUUUUAAUCAGUACAGCAGGGUACUGCAGGGGGCUAUUCAAGCACUGAAGAGGAACGUGAUUUAGAGAAUGGAAACGCUGGUUGUAUCGCACUCAGUAUAUGUACGAUAUUGCACUAUGGCAUUCACACUGUACAGUACUUCUUUGAUGAGGAGGACUUGUGAAAAGUAAAAGCUUAGCUAGCGUUUGUGGUUAGAACCCAAACCAGCUCUGGCAGUUGAAGGGACUUCUUGAAAAAUGCAAUGCUUGUUUGGGCGGAUAAAGUUAAACCUGCACAGAAAAUAAAUGUUACAGUGUGAAACUACAUAUUUAUUAUUAUUAUUUUUGCACAAAACAAUUGUUUGGAGCUUUUAUUAUUCUGUCUGUACAUUUGUUAAAGAAUCGGUUGUUUCUCAGCUAGCUCCACAAAUAUCUACAACAGAUGUCUACAACUAUGUCCUCUCUUGUUUAACAUGGCUUCUGUGGCAACAUUUAUGUUGUAAUGUGCACUUUUUUCCCCGCAAGGAUUUACUGAUCUUCCUCAAACAAGCAAUGUAUAUUUUCAUCAUAUAGAAAGAGAAAUGUUUCAUUAAAAUAUGGAUGAAGGUUUCUCACUUUGUUCUUGUGCAUGAAACAUUGAUGGCUUCAGAUUCUUACCAUCAUUCAAUAAAUAUCGUCCAUGCAUAUUCUGCGGUACCUGUGAAAGUCAGCACGUGGCGGCUGAGCUGCUCUGACACUAUACCCACUAAUAUACGUCUGUUGGAGCAAUAACAUAUCGUUUUGGGGUUUGUGUUUUUUUUUACACUUGCGUUAUCCUAAUUUGUCAGUGCGCAGUAGCAAGUUAUGGUUUAAUUAUUUAUGAAUAGGGUAUGUAAAUAAAGAAAUAGCAGUUUAAUAUAUAAGUAUAUUUUUGACCCCCUUUUUGGUACAAGGAAUGAACGGUUGUGCACCUUCUUACAGUCCAAGACCUACAAAGUUAAAAUUGACCAUGUUUUGUGUUAGUACAGUGUGACUGUUCUGUUGUGGGAAAGAGUUACUCGAAUGUCAAUAGGUUUAAAUAAAAAAAUAGAUAAAAAAAAUCAUUAAAAAAAAAAUCAGGGUGUUGUUGGUUUUAACAAUUUUGCUUGUGAAGCCUGUUUAGUUUUUUUUUUUUUUUUUUUCCAAAUAGCAUACAUGAAAAAAAAAUGACAGUAUUAGGGUUUCAACCAUCUUAUCUCUAAUAAAAUUGAUCUUCGGCA